This is a messenger RNA of Nematostella vectensis (starlet sea anemone), 3980 nucleotides long. RefSeq lists its product as uncharacterized. Bases 771 to 3407 code for a protein of 878 amino acids. Lineage: Eukaryota; Metazoa; Cnidaria; Anthozoa; Actiniaria; Edwardsiidae. The record is from RefSeq and is a predicted model, not a curated record. The transcript is spliced from 15 exons. Gene Ontology annotation, molecular function: calcium ion binding.
UGUAGUAUCUGGGAGUUCGCCUGCGACCUCCAGGAUUCGUGGCGUUCUCGCCGCUCAAUGUUCCAGUCCUUGACAAGCGUCCAUUGCUCCGGUAGAGGAUCCGCUAUUUUCAUCACCUGGGCCACGUUGAUCUUUCCAUACGAAGAAUCUGGAGUAGAAGACAUCGCACGCAUCAACUAUCCUGACUUUGGAUACCCAAAACCUCUAUUGUUCGCUUUGUUUGCGAUAAACUUAAAGCCUUUUUGGGGCCACUUAGUAGUAAAGGUGUUCUAAUAUCGUCAUGGAAACCGAAGUUAUGGACUGCUUUUCUUACGAGAUCGCUGAUUGGCCAAAAGUAAGUACAGGAAUGAACUUAGUUUUGAUUGGGUGAGCUUAACAAGGGACUAAUAUACGGAUAAACAACUUGAAAAUUUGACUUUGUGUUGGCGACGCAGACAUGUGGAUCGAUUGUUGCGGAGAAGUUUCAUAGCGGGAUACUGAGAUUUGAGGCUGUAAAAGGCAAAUAACCGUUUGCUGUUCCCCUCAACCAAUAUUGGAUUGUAGUUUUACGAGCAAGACACUAAGCUCUUUUGCAAAAGUCGCUGUAACAAGAUGCCGCCUGUCUUGGUAAAGUGAAAGAAAGCCAAAGGGUUGUCUUAAGAUGGCUGGAAUAACAUUAAAUGGUGAGCAUAAGGGUCAUAAGUGAAACAAAACAAGCAUUUUGGGUACAAGAGCUUCAAGUUUGGCACAGUAAUACCUGUAGUUAGAAGCAAGAAUAUCUACCCAUCACCAUGUCUCACCCAGACCAAGACCGCGUGUGGUUGACAGCGGGCAAUAGGGUGCAAGACAGAGAAUAUCUAGAUCCCAACGCCCUCUACAACUUUUUUUCAAGUGCUAAUGCCGACAGGCUAUAUAACAGAAGGGUGAAAAGUGCUACUCCAAGGUUUAAUACCUCUAUGGGAGCUACAAAAGCAAGGAAUCAUGCCUAUGGCCACCAGCCAGGGUGGGAAACACCAAAUUUAUCUGUUGGCAUGCUAAAAAAUCCUUCUCCUACUCCUGUAACAUCACGGCCUGCAUCAUCUCGAAGUGGGUAUAGUUCAAAGUCAGGAACAAAAUCUAUACACUCCUCACCAACGGCUAUGUACCUAGGAUUCCAAAGGACACGAUGCAAGUCUGCACCACCAAGACAUUUUAGAUAUGUGCCAAAGAGGCCCCAGACAGCAAGUUCUGGAGCAGGCUCCAGUCGACCUGUAUCAAGGGGUGCGCCGCAAAGGGCAUGGCAGCUAAGAACAAGUUCUGCUUCAACAUCACGAUCAUUACUUUCUCCUGAAGAUAUCCAUAAAAGACAAAAAGAAAGAUGCAAAUCUGCCCCUUUGCCAUAUAAUUUUAGUGCAGUUGAACUUGUAACGAAGGUCCCAAGUGACGGCAAUGAACAUGACAAGCUUUACGCCAUGACAAGGCCAUUGACUUGCAUGCCCAAUAUUAUACAAAAUGCAGUGACCCAUAGUGGUUUAAGACACUGUUGUUCUGCAUACAAUACCCGGCCUAAAACAGCAACAGACACAAGACAUGCACAGUUUUGGCCAGUUGCAAGACCAUCUGUAUACAGAAGAGGUCAAGUUCCACAGUACCUUCACUUUGUUACGCCAGCACCCAUCUCUGGUCAAUCACCCACCAACCUGACCAGCGGGUAUAACACCCAGUCAGAUGAGGAGCCUGACACCCUGCCCGAGGAAGAUCUGGAUGAGAUGGUGUUGUUUGAAGAGAGCUUUGUGGUACCUGCCACACCCACUGAGCCGUCCUUGUCAGAACAGUACGACCCAUCAGAACUGGAUGAAAGAGAUGUUGCAGACAUGGGUGAUAUUGUUGAGCAAUACCUUGAUAUGGCAGACAACUACAACAGCACCAACAACACCCUACUCCAUCCUCCGGAACAGUACCCUCUUCCUGUCGAUGACAACAAGUCAGACUCUGACUUCCAGGAACCAGAAGUACAAAUACUUAUUACAAGAAAGUCACCCUCACCUGAACCAGUGGAAGAGCCAGAGGCAAUAAGUAAUACCCCUGAGCCAGCACUGGAAACUACAGAACCCGAAGCCAAAGAGACAAAUAAACCAGAUGUGAUAACAGAACACGAUAAUGUGCAGGAAGAUGAGCAGAAAGGCGAAACAAGUGAUAGGGACACCAAGCAAGAAGUUCCUUUUAUUAAAGAGGAGCAAAUAGAGGAUAAGGGACCUGAAGUAAGAAAUGAUAUGGAACCUCAUGAGACAGAUGUCCCUUUGCAAGAACCAAUAAAGCCCCCUGAACCUGAGCCCCUAAAAGAGGCUCCUCCUCCUGUAAGCAUUAGUCCCGCAGAGCCAAAAGUCAAGUUCCUUGAUUCAGUCAAAAUAUCAAGUUAUAAACCACCAGAGCCAAACCCUGUAGCACCAAAGGAACCACCAAAACCAAUCCUGAAGCCCACCAAGGCUCCUGAGCCAAAACUGGCUCCAGCGCCAGCUACACCAGCAAAGACAGAGCAACUGAAAAAGCCUAGAGCCAAACCAACAUUUGAGAGGCGUGAGGCUGAUAUCAAGUCACAGCACAAACCAAGUCAACUGCCAACACCAUGGGUUGAACCAGAACCAGAAGCUGAGAAACAAGAGGUAAAAGAAGAGCAGAAAGAAGAAGAGAAACCACCAACACCUGCUCCAUUAGAACCUGAGAGGCUUCCAGACCCAGAGUUUGUCAGAGCCCCAGGUGCCUAUAAAAUGUACCAGCCAAUUGACUUAUUGGAAUAUGGGUUAGACAACGCUCGGCGGAACCAAACAGCUAAAUGGUCUACUCCUGCUGUAAAUCCAAUGCCGCAAGGGCCCAGUUACCACCAAAUGCUCCCUGAAAGCAGCCUAGUCAUCAAUGCCAUCAUGGAUGAGGAGAAGCGUAAACGUGAAGGCAUGAAACCAUGGCUACAGGGGAGACUUGCCCUCUCUAAACAGACCAGUAGAUUUGAGUUACCAAUGGAUGUUAAAGUUUUAGAGUCAAUGUCAGCGAUGGAUUACCUAACACAGUACUGUAUUAUAAGCACAAGAAGAAAAGCACUGUACAAGAAUAUUUUUCAGAAGACUGACAAGGAUAGGGAUGGGAUUAUAUCAUAUAGGGAACUAGACAAGGCACUCAAGGAGGUUCAUGUUGAUUCCAUCAACACAAGUCAAGUGAGACAAAUAGCAGAGAUGGUUGAGGCAGAUGACAAAACAAAAUUCAACCUAAAACAGUUCUCAGCUAUUGCUGCAUUCUCAGAAAGAAUCCUGUUUGCAGACUUUGUAACGGAGGAAACAAGAGGGCUCAAUAACACUCGGGAAAUCAUAGAAGAAGCCGACUUCUGCAGUUUAAAAUCGAAAUUGGAUGGAUUUAAGGUCAGCCCAACAGUGAGAAAGAUACUGGAUGUGUUAUAGUGAUAAAAUGCAGGAAAAAAAGUCCAAAUGGUUUGGGAAAACAAAGGUGUAUGAUUUAGAUAUUGGAUUUAAUAUUCUAUUUAGGACACCUUAUUUAGGCAAAAAGAUAGUAAGAACACAUUUAUAUAAAAUGUAUAUAAAUUUCAGGCUGGACUUUAUUUUGCUACACCUUUUGAUAGGAAAGAUUGUACUUUUUGUUUAAAAACAAAUUGAUUUUUUUGUGAAGGGGGCAAGCGAGGUGUAGGAUUUCACAAUGAAAAAUCACAAAAAAUACAAUAGAAAUUAGAUAGAAUAUCCCACUAACUGGAAGAAGCAUUUAUUUAAACAAAAUUGGACACAAAAUAUUUUAACCAAAUGUUGUAAAUAUUUAUAUUAAAUUGACAUGAGGCAUAUGCUAUUUAAUUGUGGUUAUUACCAAGUACAUACAUUCUCUUACCUUGUAAAAAAGGUUAUGAUUCAUUGGCAUACAGAUGUAUUGUUUAUUAUGAUAUUUAUGCACUAUGUGUCUAUGACAUAAAUACUGUAUUAUUGAGAAAUAAAAAAAAUCACAAGAGUGUAUUGUUAAGAAACAAA